This is a messenger RNA of Alosa sapidissima (American shad), 1842 nucleotides long. It is a transcript of the gene pnoca, whose product is annotated as prepronociceptin a. Gene Ontology annotation, cellular component: neuronal cell body; axon terminus; plasma membrane. Lineage: Eukaryota; Metazoa; Chordata; Actinopteri; Clupeiformes; Clupeidae. Gene Ontology annotation, biological process: neuropeptide signaling pathway; sensory perception; chemical synaptic transmission. Gene Ontology annotation, molecular function: opioid receptor binding. The record is from RefSeq and is a predicted model, not a curated record. The coding region runs from base 146 to 868 and encodes 240 amino acids. The transcript is spliced from 3 exons.
UGGAGCAUCAGGACACUACAGGCACCUCACACACAGACUCAGACUCAGCCUCAGCCACGCACCUGCCUGCCUGCCUGCCUGCCCGCCGCCAGGACAAGCCUCCACGUCAGCCGUCCAAACUCUUACACACAGGUUCCACCCAGCCAUGAAGACGCCUCUGUGGAUCCUGGUGUUCCUCGGUCUGUUUGCGCCUGGAUACAGCGACUGUCAGGGGGACUGCCUCUCCUGCCUUGAACUCCUGCCCAAAGACCAAGCCUUCAACACACUGGUGUGUCUCGUAGAGUGCCAUGGUAACGUCUCUCCAGGCCUCAACUGGGAGAUGUGCCGCAAGGUUGUGGAGAAGCCACAGGUACCCUCCCAGUCCCUAGGGGGCGCCAUGCUGAAACGCUCCCAGGAGGAUGUGGCCAGUCUGCUGCCCCUGGAGCAGGAGGAUGGUGGACUGCCCUACUCUGGAGCCUUGCAGAGGUUUGACCAUGUGGCCCGGGCACUGGGUCUGGGUCAGCAGGGCGUCAGGAGCCGGACGACCCAGCUGGCGCCCGAGACCGUGGAGGGGAACCAGGAGGACGAGGACGAGGAGGAGGAGGAGGAGGCUGAGGAAGACAGGGACGAGGGCGACGGGGUCGCCAUCAACCUGACCAAACGCUUCGGCGGCUUCCUGAAGGGCAAGUAUGGCUACAAGAAGCUGAUGAACCCAGGGAGGUCCUACCAGAAACGUUAUGGUGGCUUCAUAGGCGUCCGUAAAUCUGCCCGAAAGUGGAACAACCAGAAACGUUUCUCUGAGUUUCUAAAGCAGUACCUGGGCAUGAGCACCCGAUCUAGCGAGUAUAAGAGUGUCUCAGCUGACCUCACCCAACAAAAUGAGGUCUAAGGCCUUUGUUGAUACCUGUCCAGUCACUGUACAAACAAACAAAUCCUUUCGUCCACUCCACACUGCAGUUCUUCAGUUCACACAGUGACCUUCUAAACUACGCAACAGAAAGGUCAUCCAUACACAUUUCCUCUUGCUUCUCACACUUAGUCAACCCAUCUCAACAUUUUUACAUGAGGACAAACCACAGCCUAUUCCUCGGCCUAAAAGUAGGUCAAAGUUAAAUCUGGCUAUUGUUGGUAAAAAAAGAAAAAUCUUGAUUUACUAGCUUGACUGUAUCCCGGGAGGCAAGAAGCAUCUCAGUUGGAAAACAUUUUAUGACUAAAUACUUAUUUUACAAGACGACACUCAGAGAAAUCCGAGAUAAACAACUCUGUAGAGAUAGAUCAGAUUAGUUUGAUAAAAGGAAUGAGGGAAAGUUUCUUUCUGUAAAAGUUAGGCCUAUUGCCCAGAGCGAUAUUCGAUAAUAAUCUGCUCAUACUGUCAACUACUAUCCAAUAGGCUCUGUCAAACACUGCCAUCUUGUGGCUAAAUUGAGAAAGACAACACUUGUCUGAAUGAUAACCUUGCAUAUCUAAUGAAGUCCUGUUGCUGGACUAAUGUGACUUUAAAAAUCCAAUGGACAUUGUAAUAUUUGGUUGAACUAUACAAAUAUUUUAAUUAAUUAUACAAGUCAUGAAAAAUCUGAGAACAUAUAGAGUUCAGGCACACAGGAAACAUUGCCAGGUCUUCUAUCUGCGAUGAUGAUGCAUUCGUUUCUCCUGAUGAGAUCUCUGUGGUUUAAUCCAAGGCUUCUGUCACUACAUAGAGAUCUAAUCAGCUGUGUUUGUGUAUAUGAAACAACCUGUACGUAUGUAAAGUGUUUAUUUUGAUAAUUUCUUUCUGUUGUGUGAAAUCAUUUGAUUGUUCAGAAUAACAACUUGUAAAUAGGAACAAAGUUGAACAUACCAAUAAAAUAGUUUACUAUUUCCUUU